CUACCUCAUUAGUGCGCGCGCAGUUGUCGAAGCUGGACGCCUUUCGCAGGAGCAGCAGCAGCAGCCAAGAACAUCCACAGAACAGCGCUUGCAAGAAGAAGGAUCUCUGUGUUUGGCGCAAAAGCAAUCAAGGUGAAGAGAUUGGCAAAGAAGAUCGCUCCUGGGACCUCCUCCUCACAUGGUGUUAGUAGUGCAAUGGUGUACGAUCGCAACAGCUAGUUCAAGCUCUGUGCCGAGGAGUGUGCGUUCAGUAGUUCAGUGUAAUCCGCGUGCGCGCUACAACCGAGACAGAACUCCGACUCUGUGCUCCGAUGUUUAAGUGAAAAAUUGUCGAACCGAAACGGCGCGGUAAAUGCAAGGAAAAAAAAAACCAGCGGCAAAAAACAGCCACACAAAACCGAGAGAAACAGGAACAUAACACAACGUCGUCGAGCUGUUGGAAAACAGGCAAUUCGUGGUGGUGACCGUUGUUGCGUGGGGAACGACGGAGCACAAAAGAAGUUUCGAGUUCUGCUGGCCAAGUCCGCGAGACUCUCUCGCGUUGAAGAGCCGAACACCGGUGUGUGUUUGUGUGGAGAGGCAACGAUUAUCUUGGACUCGGUUCACUAACUUUUUAUCAUCCGGACCCUGAAGAGUGUGCGGGGAGCGACUACUGGAGAAGAAACUAAAAGUGCAAGAAAACUCACACACAAGAACUCUGCUGCAUACCAAAGAUCUAGUAAACACGUCUCGAAGAGAACCAGCUGAAGCUGUGGUGUAACCAACCCGUACUAGGAACAGUGGACAUUAGGCUAGGAACGUUUAUAUUUAUUUCAAGAACUACACUGUGUGAUUUCAACCGAAUGCUGAUAAAUCAUUUAAUCCGUACUAAAUAAGCUUAGAAGUAACUUCAACCGCACAUGCAACAUAACGCACAGCAAUCCGUCCAAAAAUUUAAACGAAAAAUUAGCAACAGGCAUUUCAUUAGCUGUACUCAGUGCACAUAAACACACACACUUUAAAAGGCAAACAAUUUAAUUUUAAAACACCCCAAAACGAUAAUACAAAAAACACGCAUUUCAUCGCUCUUAAGCAGAAACAAUUACCGCGCCUCAAUUCCGAUAUAAUCGAAAGCCAAUUUUCCUAUUUUGGGAAAUUAAGCGAGUGAGAAGUGCUGGUGGAAGAAACCAAACCCCGAUGCAAGAAGGAACCCUCCCAUUAUCAAUUACUGUGAAGAAAUUAAGCGUUUCACGCACAAGCUGCAAACCCGAGGAGCAAUCGAGAUACGCUUUAUGAAAGAUUUUUCUUGUAAUACUAUCCAGUACCCACUUAAUCUAAGACUGAGCAACAGAGAUCUGCAAACACAAUCUACAUCAAGAUUAUUCUUUCGAACCGAUACCGUCCAGCAACAAAAAAAGAUAUUCAACUCUAAUCUUAAGGACCCCCUUCGUAACGAUACUCCUCCAUCGAGCAAUAUAUACGCAUUAAGGAUAGAGUUAAGCGCACCGCAAUCGUAAACUGCAAUCAUCUUCACGAAGCAAGCUUCAGGCUGUCAACUCAACCAAAUAUUUAGAGUACUACGCACCUAGCAUCUAAGAGCAACUAUUUAUAACAAGCCGCGUCCAAAAUGUUACCAAGCAAUCAGCAACAUCAGCAGACGGCGGAGCAGCAGCAGCAGCAGCAGCAACAUCUGCUCAACACGGUGGGCAUGAGCAGCCCGUACACGGCGACAUCGACUAGCUACAGCAUGAGCUACCCGGUCAUCAGCGGACACCAUCUCAACGAAAACAACAACCUGGUGAUGCACCCUUCGUACGGUAAACCGGCGGCACACGUGGCCCACCAGCUUCCGCCGGCUUCGCUCAUCACGCUGCAACCGGUCACGAUGGACGGACACCACUCGACGUUGCACCACGGGCUAGGACCACAGCCGCCGCACACCGUCACAUCGCUUGCGCCGCCACCACAGAUGCAUCAGUCCGAAAUGUCCCACAUGUCCCAACAGCAGCAAGCGUCCAACUCACAGUGCCCUUCGGGCAUGUCCAGCAUGUCCGGAUCGUCGAUGAACGACGGCAGUGGUAUGUAUUUGGGGGUCGAUUUUCGUCCCCCAAGGGUGUGUGUAAGUGCAAGCGAACUCCUUCUCGUUACAGCAUUCACUAAUCUAGCUUAGGUUCAUCGGAGGCAUCACUAAUCGGCUUUGAGUUGCCCAGGUUGAGCGUUGAAGAACAACCUCAAACGAAUUGUGAGGACGGAAUGAGUGCAACCAUAAUGUAUAUAACUCAAACUCGAUAACCAUCGCUCAUUCAUUGUUCUAUCCGCAAAUCUGUUGAAAGUUGCUCUCCACCUCUACCUGUGUAGCUCUAAACCGAUCAUGUUCCUGAUCCGGAUGGAGCUGUGGCAACUGGAUGGCGCUAUUCGACUAACCUCCCGAGCAGCAUUUAUACCAAGAACCCUACAAGAGCUCUUCACGAGCGCCCUGUAGCUUCCUUGCUGUAAAUCGCUGCCGCAUGUGCAUGACCCGUAACAAACUGACCCUCACGAGACUAAACGACUAAAUCGCGGACACCCUAACCCACUUCCUAAGCUCAACCGAAGAAGGGGCAUCGUUAUCAACCCCCGCGGCACGACUAAUAACUCACGAGGGCUGUGCUGCCCGAAAAAGGCAGCGGGGUCAAUCGCGCGAAGAACCGUUGGCCCCGCGUUGCUCGGGGGGGUUAAUUUGCCGUGCUCAAAUGAGACGCGUAAUAGUUUCGCCUUAAUCCGCCCUCUUUCGGAUGACCGAGAAGGAGCGCGCCAAAGCGGAUUCACGGAAACCGAUUUGACUUCUGCGAAAUGGGUUAAAAGUAGGCUAGGGCCGAACCAAAUUCGCAGCGCGCCCCGUGGCCAACAGAUUGAACGUUGCAAGCUGCAGUCCGAGAACCUUGAUCGUGGCGUUUGCAUGCCGGGGUGAAAGAGACUGAUCCUAAUGUAUUCCGUGCAGCGAGCCCAAUUAUUACCAUAACUUUACACACAGCUGAAGACGCGGUUAACGAGCUUCCAAGCACCACACUUGGGAUCAUAUUUACCAAAGAUCACAAGACUUGGCACACUUGGCAUAAGCAGGCGUGACAUGACACCGCGGCUGGGGCUUUGUUUACGGCCGGGGCUCUGCUGAGUCAGCUGUCACUUGCGGUGACCCCUUUGGGAUCGAUCGAUGAGUGUUUGGAAAACAAAGCGCGCGCUCGUACACACCCACACGCGCGUUCCCUGCCAAUACGAUCGUCUUCAUUCCUGGAACCGGGAUUUGCGCGCGUUCUACGAGAGAAAGAGAGCUGGAAGACCCGCUAAUUAGUCAAUUUUUUCACCGUUAGUGCCGCGAGCGAAGGCCUGUCCAUAAUAAAAACGAUACACUUCAUCAUAUUGAAUUGUGUGUUGUGGUGCUCCACAGAGGGUUGGAGGAGGAGAAGACCCGCCGUAAGCCGUCCGCACCGCAGCACCGAUGAUGGUGAUAGAAACAGAUUAUACAGUCAGCAAGUUCUGCUAAACGAAACGAAAAUUAUUUAGCAGGAAGCGAAGAUGAAAAUAUAGACGGGUCGAGUCUUACGGAAGACGCUGGAGAGAGGAGUGAAUUAAAUAAACAAAUGGAAGGAAAACACUGGAGACUGUCGAGAGACUUCGUCUCGACUGUGUGUUGUGAUCGUAAAAAUUCCAGCUAACGGAAUCCUAUUACCAGUCUCUUUUUCUGCGGCCGUGGCCGGGCCCCGUAGCGAUUCUGAAAAGUUCUUCCUGAAGUUCCUUCGGUCGGCAGUAGCUGGACCCGGGGUGGCCCUUUGUUGUAUAUAGAUUGGAAUUUAAGACCGUGGCAACCCGUUGGAAACUGCACAGUCUGCAAUUCUACAAAGCUUUGCCACGUAAUGAUUCAUCAUGCUGCAACCAAUUGAACACGGCGUUGUACUACGUGAUCUUGAUUUGCCGAACACGAAAUGAUCGGCCAGAGUGUGGUGGAUACAAAGUUGCACUGCCACCGUUGGUGGCAAGUGCAGCAAACACGUGGUAACGUGGCGCGAGAUGUAAUUGCAUCCUGCAACAGGCACCUAAUUAUCUUCAGUAACGAUGAGUUGCGUUUUGUAGUCGCGGUUUCGUUCACGGCGAAGAAUGGGAUCCAUUCUACUAGGGCGACUUUAACAGACUUUCCUUUUGGUCAAUCGCGCCGCGCCGCUCGGCCCAGAACCAGAACUAAUUUACAUAACCUCAACCACACGACGCGCGGCAAGUUCGGCAAACUUUCAAAGAGACCAUCGCUGCCCGGAAACCGCACAUUUCUUCAUAAAUCAAUCCUAUUGGACAUUUCCCUGUAGACGGAUGAAUCAUUUGUUCGGAGAUGGGCUACGAACGCAUAACGGCACCAAUUUGUCACAGACAAACAGACGUGUCUGCUUGUCUGUGGUACAGUUUCAGCACGUGCUCGUUCCUCCGAUCGGCUCCCGCAAGCUUAUACUUCCUAAUUGUAUUUAAUUUCAAGGCAAAUUGGGCUGAAGAUCCACGGAAAAUUCACCAAAACGAAGCGCACUCCAAGUGUUCAAUUCGUUUCUAAUGCCACGAUUAUCUGGCGUAAUUGCUUGUUAGCUUGUUUCGCGCAGCCGCGAAGUAGAAAUUGUUCGUUCAAUUCAAUAAUUUGAUUUGAUAUUUCGGUCUAGUGAAAAUCUUCACUACCAAACCUCUAGUCAAGGGUAUCAGUGCAAUGGUUUACAAAAACAAAAAAAUAAAUAAGAAAAACAUUCGGAGCCCCCUGUUGAACAGUCAAGUCCCAUUGUAUAUCGUUAGACUAAAUUAACAAUUAACAUUCGCUUAGAUUAGUAUCUGUGAAUAAAACUUUUAAAAAUCCAAAACAGCACCAUGUAUGGAAAUGACAAGCAGAAACGGUGGAACUAGGCACAUCGUCCUAAAGGUGAAUUCACAGACAUGCAGAUGUAAUUCUUUUCAAAAAACCAACUAUCAUUUCAUUUAAGAGCCAUUUAAAUGAGCUGUGGUGAAUACAAAUUUUCCGUGGUGAGUUUCCGACCAUUCAGUUUGGCCGUUAAAUUGCUGAUUGAAGGUUUUUAGGAGAGAUUUACGUCUGUUUGUGUGGUGAAUCAGAUUUAUUCGUGAACCAACUGAAUUCGAAAAUGCAUUUUUUACCAUUUUCGGCAAAACCUAAAACUAGCUUCGAUUCGGAGGUGCAACCAACUUUGCCUCGCACACUCUGUAGCGUGACAGGUCGUAACGCUCGAUGGCACAUGGUGAUUACGGUUAGCCUGAUCUGACUCGACGUUUUUGGCAAACCACCGGGCAACGAUGAUAAUUUCCCCCCAGCCAAAAAAAAAUAA
Molecule: messenger RNA, 5324 nt
Organism: Culex pipiens pallens (northern house mosquito)
Lineage: Eukaryota; Metazoa; Arthropoda; Insecta; Diptera; Culicidae
Exons: 3
Coding region: 1607-2149 (180 amino acids)
Source: RefSeq, a predicted model, not a curated record